This is a messenger RNA of Nicotiana attenuata, 552 nucleotides long. RefSeq lists its product as uncharacterized. Gene Ontology annotation, molecular function: RNA-DNA hybrid ribonuclease activity; nucleic acid binding. The record is from RefSeq and is a predicted model, not a curated record. The transcript is spliced from 3 exons. Bases 1 to 552 code for a protein of 183 amino acids. NCBI's taxonomy places the organism in Eukaryota, Viridiplantae, Streptophyta, Magnoliopsida, Solanales, Solanaceae.
AUGGUCAACAGUGAUAAAGCCUUUGAAGAUUGUGACGUGUCAAUGUUGUGCCGUAUCGACCUGACCCCAAAAUGUCGAGGUCAUGUGAAGAAGAAAAAUUGUCGUCGAGGUCGAGAUGGUUUAAUGGAAGACGAGGACAAGGACGAGCAUCCGUCUUCAGCGCACAGAAGGGAUUUGGCGCCAUCUGACGGUGCAUCCAAUGCAUGCGCGUCUGGACUGGGACUCGUGCUUGAAGUUCCCACUGGUCAAGUCGUUCACCAAUCUAUAAGGUGCCCAGAUAUGACUAACACUGAGGCCGAGUAUGAGGCCGUAAUUGCAGGAUUCAGACUCGAAUAUGGGAUGAGACGUCUAAGGCUAUACUGCGACUCUCAUCUCGUCAUCAACCAAGUUACUGGGACUUUCCAGAUCAAAGAACAAAGGUUACAGAAAUACCAAAUCGAGAUAUGCAAAUUGUUACCCAAAUUUGACGAAUGCCAGCUCGACCAGAUUUCACGAACUAAAAAUGUCGAGGCGGACGACCUCGCAAAAUUGGCCACCGCGAAAAAAACAUAA